AUGCCGCCCAAGAAACGCUCGCGAGCAUCUUCAAUAACAACCAGCGGCAUUCAGUCUGGCAAUCGCUCGCCUCUAGCACACGAUCUGACCGGUAGCGGCGGUGCUGGUGCCUCUUCGAGCCGUGCGGCAGCGACACUGCCAGCUUCCGGACCCCUCGUACAUGCAUCUCAAGACCUCGACGACUUUCAAUCCACCUUCUGGCGAUACCAGAUGGACCUCGUCGAACAGGGCGGAGAUGCGGAUGGCAACGUGGUCGACUUCAAAUCGGGCCUACCAACCCAAGGUCAGCUACCAUUGGCCCGCAUCAAGAAGGUGAUGAAGUCGGAUGACCAGGUCAAGAUGAUCUCGGCUGAAGCACCAAUCCUCUUUGCAAGGGCGUGCGAGAUCUUCAUUUCGGAUUUGACAUGCCGUGCAUUCCUGAUCGCCGAGGAGCACAAGCGCAGGACAAUUCAGCGAUCCGACAUUGCAGGCGCCAUUGGUCGAUCCGACCUGUUCGACUUUUUGAUCGACAUCGUACCCAGGCACGAGAGCGUUCCCAGCAGCAGGUUGCCUGGAGGAGGGGCUGCCAAGCGCGAAAAGACGGGCGAGGGCAAGGGCGUCAGUCGAUCUAAUGCGGGUGCGAGUAGUAGCAGAAGUCGACAACACAAUGAAGUCGCAUCGCACGAUGAUCAUCUCCUCCACGGCUUCUCGGCUGCAUACGACGACCCUGAUGCCUCUUUGUCUACAGACGCUGUAGCAGCUACUGCGGAGUCAGAUCCGCUCAGCAUCUUGCACUCCUCUGGCCACGUUGACCUCGGCAGCACACCUGGCAACGCCAUGGCCCACUGGAUCCAGGACACAUCCGCAGACGAUCACUCGUCCCAGUCGGAUCAUGUGCACCACGCUCAGCACUCGCAUCACCACGGACCUGCACCAGCCCAAGGCCACCACCACAGCGGACCGUCGCACGAACACCAUGGACACCACCACGCUGGCCAUCACAUCAGCAGUCACCAUUCGCAUCACCACUCGCCUCUGGACUAUGUGGCUUCUUCCAACGCUGGUACCCCCAACAGCAUCGGGGCUGGCGGUGCAAGCGGCGGUGCUUGGUCGCACACCUUUUCAGGCUUCUAG
This is a messenger RNA of Kalmanozyma brasiliensis GHG001, 1113 nucleotides long. RefSeq names its product Transcription factor CBF/NF-Y/archaeal histone. The record is from RefSeq and is a predicted model, not a curated record. The coding region runs from base 1 to 1113 and encodes 370 amino acids. Gene Ontology annotation, biological process: regulation of DNA-templated transcription. Gene Ontology annotation, cellular component: nucleus; CCAAT-binding factor complex. The transcript has a single exon. Gene Ontology annotation, molecular function: protein heterodimerization activity; DNA-binding transcription activator activity, RNA polymerase II-specific. Lineage: Eukaryota; Fungi; Basidiomycota; Ustilaginomycetes; Ustilaginales.